Paramecium primaurelia is the source of this 269-nucleotide messenger RNA. The record is from the annotation of a GenBank genome assembly. NCBI's taxonomy places the organism in Eukaryota, Ciliophora, Oligohymenophorea, Peniculida, Parameciidae.
AUGAUUUCAAUAACAAAGACUAUUCCUCUGAAGAAAAUUAAAAAUCUAUAAAUGAUUUAAUAGAAACCAUAAAGGAUGAUAGAUAGAUCAUAGAACUUUUGUAAUUUUUAGUUUACCUCACAUCCAUAAAUAACUCUUUAAUUUAAUGUGGGUCAAAUUCAUUACAUUUAUUAGUUUAGAUGAAGGGGAAUCUGAGAAACAAAAAUUUUGAAAAUAUUAAGAUCCAAAAUACUUCUUUGGUCGGAACUAAUUUUUCUUAUAUGAGCUGA